AUGGCUGGUCCUGGCGGUGGUCCCCCUCGCAAGAGCCACACCAAGUCCCGCUACGGUUGCAAGACCUGCAAGCGGCGCCAUAUUCGUUGCGACGAGACCUUCCCUCAAUGUCGCAACUGUACCAAACACAACUGCCGUUGUGACUACAUGGAUGUCGCUACCGUGCAUGACGAGUCGACCUCUGUCCGGAAAGUCCCCGACCUUCUCAUGUCCGCAGAGAUCGAGGUGGAGAUCAAGAACUGGCAUCUCACCGGGUUACCACCGUUUCCUGAACUCAUGCACUUCCCGCGCAACUGCUGGAGCAAACUAUCACGAACCGACCUCCGUCUCAUCCACCACAUAAUCGGACUUUCCAUCGAUCUUCACCGUCGAGGGCUCAGUAGUUGCACUAUCUGGGCCCAGAAGAUGCCACUCUUCCUGUCGAUUGCCAUCUCCAACGACUUUGUGAUGAACUCGAUCUUAACGCUCUCUGCAGGGCAUCUUGCCUGGAUUACCCGGAACCAGGAAACCAAACAGCUUGCAUUCCAUCACCGAGGCACCGCUAUCCAAGGACUUCAAAACGCAAUUGGCACCUUCUCAAGGGAUAACUCCGAUGGCAUCCUUGCUGCCUCAAUCUUGCUGUCGUGGCAAGACAGUGAGUGGCCCAGCUGGGCCUCGUUGCAGCAAGGGGUAACAACCGUCCUCGACUCGAUGCCUCAAAUGUGGAAACAGGAAUCCGAGCUUGCUAUGUUCCUGGAGAACCAACGAUACCUAGCAGGCAACGGCUUCCAAUUCCAGGACGAGGAUCUCGCUAGUCUCGAACACACCAUUAUCACGCUUCAAACCGUCCAGAAGCGGGUUGCGCACAACCACGAGCACUACCGUCGACUAGGAGAAUUACUCGACUUUGUGCGCCAGUUCCAGCGUGAUGUCCCCUUAAAUCCCGAGCAGGCCUUCGAACGCAUCCAGCCCUUGCGACAAUGGCUGUUUUGGCUUCCACCGGCAAUGCUGCGAGGCGGCGAUGGAGACAUCGGCGCUUUGGCUAUCCUGGCCCAGUUCUUUGGCGUCAGUGUGGCUCUUGAUAGCCUGUUCCCCGACCUAGGAGGCGCCUAUUUGGGACCGAUGUCCGUGGGACCCAUUGAGGAAAUCUACCGCACCAUCUAUGCCCGAAAUGCGACGGCUCCAUACAAUCCUGAUGUGCACCUCGCCAUGUCCAUCAUGGAUCUCCCUCGACAUCUUGCCGCCAGAUACCGAGCUCGUCUACAGUGGUCCCCACGGGCCUCUGUUGAGUACUACUCCCCGCCGCCGACAAGUCCGUUUCAACCCAUGCAAGACUUCCGUCUAGCAGGAUCGUCCUCUCCUUCUUCCGUCUCCGCUUCUUACACACCAUAUACCCCACCACUCCAGUCUCCCCCGGCGGUGACGAUUGCGAGCUCGCCAUUUGAAGUUUCCACGUCGUAUGUGACGGCGCCAGGCUCCGCGAGCCUCUACCCCUCUCCUCAACUACUCUCGGAUACCCGCGAGGCUCCCUCCGAUUCAGCCUAUCCACCAGCAUACAUAGAAGAUAUGGUGUGCGCACCCGCCUCUCGGGUGGAUGGAGGCCUAGGAUUGACUUCUUUGGAACUCUACGAAGAUCAUCAUUCUGUUGGCGAUUACGGCACUCCCGAGUCUGUCUGGCCCGGAAGUGUUUGCGCGUGA
Messenger RNA from Aspergillus puulaauensis, 1677 nucleotides. Its product is annotated as putative C6 transcription factor RosA-like. Gene Ontology annotation, biological process: regulation of transcription by RNA polymerase II. Lineage: Eukaryota; Fungi; Ascomycota; Eurotiomycetes; Eurotiales; Aspergillaceae. The coding region runs from base 1 to 1677 and encodes 558 amino acids. The transcript has 3 exons. The record is from RefSeq and is a predicted model, not a curated record. Gene Ontology annotation, molecular function: DNA-binding transcription factor activity, RNA polymerase II-specific; zinc ion binding.